Molecule: messenger RNA, 825 nt
Organism: Pseudogymnoascus verrucosus
Lineage: Eukaryota; Fungi; Ascomycota; Leotiomycetes; Thelebolales; Thelebolaceae
Gene: YIH1
Product: eIF2 kinase Gcn2p negative regulator
Exons: 1
Coding region: 1-825 (274 amino acids)
Biological process (GO): regulation of translational initiation
Cellular component (GO): cytoplasm
Molecular function (GO): protein binding
Source: RefSeq, a predicted model, not a curated record
AUGAACGAAGACCUCGAAAAUGAAAUUGAGGCGAUCAACUCCAUAUAUGGUGAUGAUACGCUAGUGGCGGUGGACCAAGGCGUCUAUGUCUUGAAUCUGCCUAAGCAAGACACCUCGUUUAGGGUCCAAUUCCCUGAAGAUUACCCAGAUGCGCCACUAACCAUUUUGGGGACCCAGAAGUCGGGGGAGAAUGCUAGAAAGGGACAAGCUGCCUACGUUCUCGAUGUAUUCCGAGAUGCAGUGGGGAGAUUGUUCCAGCCCGGCGAGGUUUGCCUUUACGAUGUUAUUGAGGACGUAAUAUCAUGUCUUGAGUCCGCCAAUGAGGAGGAGCUUCAUGAAGCGGUUGACGACCUUAGUCUCGGUGAUACCCCUGAACCGCCAGUUGACGCCACCGGAGAUGAAGCGCCCCCUUGGACGGUAUCAGAUGUCGUGGUGGAGCUCAAAUCUGUCUUUGUUGCACGAUGCGCACCAGUCAGAUCACCUGACCAAGCAAAGCAAUACCUCCAGCAUCUACUUGAUUCAGACAAAAAGGUUGCAAAGGCGACCCACAACAUUACUGCACACCGAAUCAAAGGAGAUAAUGGCGCCACGUACCAAGACUGCGACGACGAUGGAGAAAGUGCUGCAGGAGGCCGGCUGCUCCAUCUGAUGCAACUCAUGGACCUAUGGAAUGUCACCGUUGUCGUGACACGUUGGUACGGGGGACAAAAACUCGGCCCGGCUAGAUUUGGCAUAAUUAACACUGUUGCUCGAGAUGCAUUUGUGAAAGGCGGCUUCGUGCAUGAACAGGAACCAACGUCGGGCAAGAAGAGGGGAAAGCGAUGA